GAACAUAAAGAAAAGAAAAUCUCAGAGCUGAAGAUUCAGCAGAAAACUGAGUUAUUGGAAAAAAACAAAGAACUUGAAGAGAAAGAGAGUCUUCUAACUGAGAGAGAGACACAGCUAAUGGAAAGAGACAAACAGCUUCAGGAGAAAGACAGACUUCUGACAGAAAAUACACAAACACUGCAGAUGAAAGACGAGACACUGGAAGAGAAGGAGACACUGCUGAAACAGACAAGAGCUGAACUGGACACAACAUUGAAGGAAUUAGAAGACAGUCAGAGACACAUGGAGGAGAAAAACACACAACUAGAGAAUCUGAACAAACUGCUGACAGAAAAUACAGAAACACUUCAGAAGAAGGACAAGAAACAGGAGGAGAAGAACACACAGCUCAGAGAGAUAGAAGAAGAAUUGAAAAAAACAAAGGUGAUGUUAGAAAAGAAUCAGACACAGUUGAAGGACAAAGAGAGACAACUGGAGACACUGGGACAGGAGCUGCAGGACAAUCAGAGACAACUACAGGAGAUGGAGCGUAUCGUAGUGGAGCGACAGAAAACUGAAUUAGCAGAAAAUAACAAAGAGCUUGAAGAGAAAGAGAGUCUUCUAACUGAGAGAGAGACACAGCUAAUGGAAAGAGACAAACAGCUUCAGGAGAAAGACAGACUUGUGACAGAAAAUACACAAACACUUCAGAACAGACAAGAGCUGAACUGGACAAAACAAUUAAGGAAUUUAAAGACAGUCAGAGACACAUGGAGGAGAAAAACACACAACUAGAGAAUCUGAACAAACUGCUGAGGGAGAAAGAAACACAGCUGAAGAACACAGAUAAAGAGCUGGAAACCAGUACAAUUCAACUAGGGACACUGGGACAGGAGCUGCAGGACAAUCAGAGACAAAUACAGGAAAUGAUGAUCGUAGUGGAGCAACAGAAAACUGAGUUAACAGAAAAAAACAAAGAGCUUGAAGAGAAAGAGAGUCUUCUAACUGAGAGAGAGACACAGCUAAUGGAAAGAGACAAACAGCUUCAGGAGAAAGACAGACUUCUGGAGGAGAAAACAAAGCAGCUGCAGGAACAAACAGAUCCAGAAUCAUCAACCCCCAUCAGGAGAAGACACAGCAAGGAAGAGUUUCCUCCAA
Messenger RNA from Hemibagrus wyckioides, 1137 nucleotides. Its product is annotated as trichohyalin-like. The coding region runs from base 118 to 774 and encodes 218 amino acids. The record is from RefSeq and is a predicted model, not a curated record. Lineage: Eukaryota; Metazoa; Chordata; Actinopteri; Siluriformes; Bagridae. The transcript has a single exon.